AUGUCCGCAUCCUCACAACCCCACACCUUUCCUCCCGUCGCGGUCUCGUCGACUUUUCCGCAACAGAGUCUCCGCUUGCUCGAGCUGCCACCGGAGCUGCUAGAUCUGGUCGAGACACAGGUCAAGAGCCCGAGCAAGAGGAGGAAGCUGUGGUUCAAAUCUCCCGUGGCGGCGAAUACCGGUCCGACAAAGGGAGAACAACAACGGCUUACGGGAUUCAGCAGAGGUCCCAAUUCUCAGGUUACAACGGCCAGUGGAGGUGGCUUGGAAGAAGCGGGGGGAGAGGGAUUCCUCCACCUCUGCACCGACGACAAAAUCUGGGCUGUCAAGCAAGUCAGCACGAGUAACAGCGUCUAUGUCACUCAGACAUGCUACAGGCCUCAUGAACCACCUCUGCUGGGCCAUGGGGAAAAAGACCGCGACAGAGAUGGAGACACGUCUAUGACCGGGGCAGAAGAAGCCCAAGCGAUUAGCAACGGAGCCAUCUCGCAUGAUGUAGACGAGUUAACUGUGGCUGAUGGCAGGAGAGGUGGAAUCACGACGAAGGCACAGGUGAAAAAUGUUCUCGAGUUAAUCGAGGUCGAACCGGAUGGACGAGAGGUUGAGAGGAGGAUUCUUGAUAUGAUUCCCGUAUACCAUGACACGGACGAUGAUGCUGACCUCCUUGAUCAGGACGGUCUAGGCAAUGGACGCAGUCUUCACGGACUGGAAUCGGUGUCAUUAAAGGAUGUGCUUGACAACAUCCCUGCCCCGAAAAGGCUUAUCCAGGAUACGAUGAGGAAGUGGUUCAUCUUCGCCCUUCCACAGCUGACGACACAAAAGAGCGAAAGGCCAAGGGAAGCAGUAUACAUCCCCACCACGACGCUGCUUUUACGGCAUUGGAGAGAAUUCCUGCAACAAUGCACCAUAUCAGGUAUCAACAUCGAGAAGAAUGACGGUGUUCUGCGAGGGAAAGACCUCCGUGCUAUGCUCGAUGAAUUGAAAGAAGCUGAAGCGACAGACGAAGGACGCUCUUUAGCUCUGAAUGUCACAGUGGCUAUCUUACGCCGGUUCACGCAUGCGGUGGAAGAUGGCAGCGACACCGUGCACCGCGAUCUUCCCACACUGCUCGAUCCAAAUCUGAGUCUGGAUUCGGUAGACGAGGAGCACCCGCCCAGCGCAAGACUGAAAUUCAACCCUAAUCUCAGCCGAGAGCUCGUCGGACGCUGGCUCCUGUUGUCACACGCGCGGAAACAGGCUUCUUCGCUUCCGGACUCUUUAGAGUCGCAUGGUCAAGGGAGAAUCAUCCGCCUCGACAAUUUCGUUAACGAGUGGGCGCAGCUCCUCCCAGAUUCGUGGGCAGUCCAAUGCGAUGUCCCUCGUCUGAUCUCAUCGAUCCAUGGCGUAGACGUGAUCAAAGACGGAGAAGGGGUCGAGGUCCUAACAUUCGCUUCGGGCCACCCUGCUUCGGAGGCAGCGGGUGCUUCUUCGUCACAUCUUCCUUUUUUCGCCGCCGGUGGCGAUGGUGGUGUUGGCCUCUCAAAAGACGCGCAGAGCCAGAAUCAGAAAAAGAGGAAAUGGCACGAGAAAUUCGGCGCCCAGAGGUCCGCUCCUGCAGUGAGAAAGUGA
Cladophialophora bantiana CBS 173.52 is the source of this 1608-nucleotide messenger RNA. RefSeq lists its product as uncharacterized. Bases 1 to 1608 code for a protein of 535 amino acids. Gene Ontology annotation, biological process: mitotic sister chromatid cohesion. The transcript has a single exon. Gene Ontology annotation, cellular component: Ctf18 RFC-like complex. The record is from RefSeq and is a predicted model, not a curated record. NCBI's taxonomy places the organism in Eukaryota, Fungi, Ascomycota, Eurotiomycetes, Chaetothyriales, Herpotrichiellaceae.